AUGGAAAAUAAAAUGAUAAAAAUAUUGUUCAUUUUAUUGUUUCUAUUAUACUUGACUUACGGGCAAAUAAUCAGAGAUACACGAUGCUUUUUGGAAAAUGGAGCAUCAGCUUCCCAUCUUUUUGUUAGCGAAGACAAAAGCGUUGGCGAAACCAUAGGAGUACUCGGCGUACUUGGGGAUCCAAGUAUUAGCGGCGAUAUUGAACUUAGACUCCAAGAACAUGAUAGUCCGGUAACAAUAUUACCCAAUUCUAGAAAUUUAACUCUCGUUAAAGCUCUUGAUAAAGAAGGAAUUGAUGGUCCUGCUAGUGUUUACAUUACUGUUAUUUGCGAAAGACGGCAUACUUUAGAUCCAGCCUUUCCAAUUCCGGUAAAUAUAAGAGUUACUGAUGCUAAUGAUAAUGCACCCCAGUUUAUCAACGCUCCAUAUAUUUUAAAUAUUUCUGAAGUCACUGUUGUGGGUACUAGAGUGUUACAAGGAGUACGAGCUAUGGAUUUAGAUCAGCCCGGACCUUAUUCGACUGUUCAAUACGCUGUUCUUCCAGGCCCAUAUUCUGAUUACUUUUUUUUUAUAAAUGCUCUUGAAGGAACACUUGUGCUUAAAAAACCACUGGAUUAUGAAACUUUGCAGAAUUUUUCUGUUACUAUUCGUGCCCAGGAUCAAGGAAACCCGCCUCAGUCCUCUGUUACAACGUUGACAGUAAAUGUUAUCGAUGCAGAUGACCAAAAUCCUGUCUUUAGUCACGAUCAGUAUAGAAUUGUUAUAUCUGAUGAAACCAACGAUGAGAAAAUAAUUCUGCCUGUAGAACCUGUGCCAAUUAAGGCUAUAGAUCAAGAUAUUGGCAUCAAUGCACCCAUCAAAUAUACAGUUCAGAAUGGUAUGCUGCCGUUUUUACAUUUAGAUUCUCAAACUGCUGAAAUUACUUUAAUACGAAGAUUAAAAGAUCGGGAAUUACUUACACCAACCACCAUAGUCAUUAAGGCAAUACAAAUAGAUAAUCCUGACAGAUUCAGCUUAGCAACCGUUAUAAUAUCGAGAGAAAAUAGCCUAAAUGCAAUCCCUACUGCAGGUGAAGAGAUGCCAAUAAAAUUUCUUCUCAAAGACUUUACAAUAAACGUUCCAGAAAAUACACCAUCUGGUAGUGUUAUUCUCUCUACUGGUCUCAACAAAAUAAACACUAAUUUAAGAUUUUGGCUGGAAAGUUCAGACGAUACCAAAGAUAAAUUUAUUGUUUCUUCUGCUGGAGAAAUAAUUCUUAACAAGACAUUGGAUUAUGAAAAAAAAACUCACCAUAAUUUUGUGAUCCAUGUAACAGAUGGUAUUAAUAAUGAUUCAGCACGGGUACAUGUAUCAGUGGAAGAUAUUAAUGAGUGGGAACCAAGAUUUCGUCACCCAAGAUAUGAAUUCCACACUCGUACUCUCCGGGAAGGAUCUAUUGUCGGAAGAGUUGAAGCGGCGGACGGUGAUAGGGGUGAUAAAGUUACACUGUCGUUAAGAGGACCCGAUGCUCGAUCUUUUCAUAUCAAAGAAAAUGGUGAGCUUAUUUUAAUAUCUUCUGGGCCAUUCAACGGUACAUUAGCUCGUUUGGUAGCUGUUGCAACCGAUUCCGGAAAACCGCCACGGACUAGUAUGAUUCCGUUAAUUGUACACUUACCUAACACGCGAUCCAGCCUAAUUGCCGCCCGUGCUUCUCCACCUUGGAUUAGUAGCAGUAUUUUUCUUAUAGCUGCUUUUGGAGUAGUACUGGGUUUACUUGGCAUAGUUAUAUUAAUUCUUAUUUUAUAUAUUUAUAAACAUAAACAUCCAAAAAAUGAAGGGUUAGUGAGUUCAAUUGGAACAGGAUACAGAGAUAAAUCAUCAGUACCUUCCGCUCUAAAUCCCAGUCCUCAAAUUUUAGGGGCGAAUGUUAUUAACGAUACGUCAGAAGAUGCAAAAAAAAAGCACCGUUCAAGAAAUAAAAAUGUUAGCAAUCCAGUUUUUGGAAAAGAUGAUGAAAGCUUAUACAAUGCUGGAGGUGCAUUAUCGACGCGGCAUAUACCGGGAUAUAAUAGACACAAAGUUGCUCCGUUACCAGUCCCACCUUCAUUAUCAGCAACGUCAAAUAUUCCCAACAUUGGUGGUUUAGUACAAAAUAUGAAUGAUUUAAGUGCAAAAGUCAACAUUGACACUCUGUCGCAAGAUUCUUCAAAUUAUUCAGCUGAUCCGCCUGACUCAUUAAUUCCUGUUUGGCCAGCAGAAGAUUCUUCGAGACAUGUAAAAAAAUUGUCUUGGAAUGAUGACAGGAUUGCAGAUAAAGUUGCUGACGAAAAAGCAGAGCAACGAAGUGAAAAUAACUAUCAAGGACCUGAUAAAUUAAAUCUUACAGUUUAUUUUUAA
Messenger RNA from Cotesia congregata, 2376 nucleotides. The record is from the annotation of a GenBank genome assembly. NCBI's taxonomy places the organism in Eukaryota, Metazoa, Arthropoda, Insecta, Hymenoptera, Braconidae.